AAAAUCCAUGCAGCCAGAGGGAGAACCACACAUGAUUGGUGCAAACCACCGACAAGUCUCCAAACGAAAUGAACCAAGAACACAUUUGAACCUGCCCUCUAACGGACGUAUUACUGCAAAAAAAGAUUUGACAUCAUGAAAAUAGCAUCUUUUAACAUUAAGAAGUUUGGAAAGAAGAAAGUGUCAGACCCUGAUGUCCUCGAAAUCCUGACUAAGAUUGUGUCUCGAUAUGACAUCAUUCUGAUCCUGGAGGUGGUGGACGCCAGCAGAGAGUCCAUAGAAAUCUUCAUGAAAGAACUCAACAAAGUCCACGAGGGAUACACCUAUAACAUCAGUGAUCGUCUGGGCAGUACACGCUACAAGGAGCAGUUCAUGUUCAUCUACAAAAGUGAUGUGGUUACGUUGGUGAACCAUGAGCAGUUUAAUGAAGAGGCAACAACAGGAAAAGAUGUUAUUAACAGAGACCCCUACAUCCUGAAAUUAAGAUGCAGCAAUACAGUUGUGGAGGACCUGGUGAUGAUCCCAGUUCACACCAAACCAAAGGACUCUGUGAAGGAGCUCGAUGAACUAUACGAUGUCGUCAUGUUUGUUAAGACGGACUGGAAUACUGAUAACAUUAUGAUCUUGGGUGACUUCAAUGCAGACGGCUCGUACGUUUCCGACCAUGACAUGAAGACCAUUCGCAUUCGUAAAGACGAGAACUUCCACUGGCUGAUUGGAGAUAACGUCGACACUACAACAAGCACCAAGAACACCAACACCUAUGACAGGAUCGUGGUCUAUGGAGAUGACAUGCUUAAUGCUGUGGAACCAGAAUCUGCAAAAGCCUUCAACUUCAAGGAGGAGUUUAAUCUCGAUGAGAAGCAGGCUCUGAAAGUGAGUGACCAUUAUCCAGUGGAGGUUGAGUUGAAGUCCAUAGUUGAGACAGAUGAAACAAACGCCAAAAAGCCGAAAGGAAAACCCCCCGCCUACGCAUUCUUUGUUGCGGACUUCUAUAAGGAGCACAAGAAGAAGCACCCAGAAGCCAAAGUAAUAUUAACAGAGGUUUCCAAACUGUGCUCAGAAAAAUGGAAGUCCAUGUCACCUGAGGAGAAGGCAAAGUUCAAAGAGAUGGCCAAGAAUGACAAGCGCCGGUAUGACCAGGAGAUGAAGUCCUAUGUACCACCUGCAGGUGCCAAGAAGGGCAAGAAGAAGAAGAAGAAGGACCCCAACGCGCCCAAAAGGCCACCUUCUGCUUUCUUGAUCUUCACCUCUGAACACCGUGAAAAGAUCAAGGCGGAUAACCCGGUGAUCUCCAUCACUGACAUCGCCAAGAAUUUUGGUGAGAUGUGGAAAAAGAUGAGUACCACAGAAAAGGCCCCCUAUGAGGCCAAGUACGCCAAACUGAAGGAAAAAUAUGAGAUGGAAGUGGCUGCCUACAGAGCCAAAGGCGCCAAGAAUGUGGAACCAGCUGACGACGAUGAUGAGGAUGAAGACGAUGAGGAUGAAGAUGAUGAUGACGAGGAUGAAAAUGAUAUUGACGGGAAGAUGGCUAAGUCGUUUCUGUAUUUGAGGAUGUGAAGUUUGUGAUGCGUUUGUUUGUUUAUGUUUGUUUUUGUUUUGGGUUGGACGAGUUCAGCAGUAUAACCUGCUGUCCCUGUCGGUUGACCUCAUUUGAGCUGUACUCUUUUUCUAAUUCAGGGUGUUAGAUUUAUAUUGUUUAUUGUCAUUUAUGCUUAGAAAUAUUUAACCAUAUAUGCUUAGAGGUGUAUAAUCGAUUGUGUAGUGAUAGGAUGUGUGAUCUUUGGCAGUCUGCAUAGGCUUGGUGUGCAUUCCACAGUGUUCUGGCAUUCACACCCACAUUCUGGGAGCAUGGGAGAGGUCAUACCUUCUCUUAUUGUUUUAUGGUAGGAUAAACUGUCUGUAUCUGUUCUAGUCUAAGUGCUUUUUGUUUAGAUGAACUGCUGGACUUCCAAACCAGCAGGGUUAGGGAAGUUAUUUAUGGGGUCACACUCUGACCCCACCCCCCCACACACACACACUUACACAACGCACAGGCAAGGUACUCUUUGUGUGUAUGUAUACGUCGUAUGUUAAUGCACCUAUGCAUAUUCAUGUAACCUCAAUAAAAGAGCAGUGUUACGGGGGAGAAGAUGAGAGCAACUGGGGACAAGCGAAGGAACGGCGUUUGUCAUUCUCUCCCGUGCACGAGAAACAUGAAAAACUUUGCCUACUCGUGUCUUGCUUUGCUGUGUAAUUAAAUUGUCCUUAACGUUCCAGCGAAUAGGUUUAUGCUACAAACCUAUCACAGGGAUUUAGUUUUUGUCACUUAGUCCCCUUUAAGAUUUAUAUUUUAAAAUUUUCUACUGUAAUGAAAUUGUAUAUAUUACCCAUUAAAAAAAACUGACUGUGAAGCUAUGCUUUUAACACGACACAAUUGAAAUAAAUAUUAAAAUCACAAUUUUACAAUUUAUACUAUGUAUUUAUUGGGACAACAAAAUCCACAAGAUAAGAGUUACUUUAAAGGAGAUGGAAAUAUUGGAAAAGUGAUUUCAUACAAUAGCGUUAACACAUCUGUUCUCAGGCUCAGCAUUACUUAUAAUUGUUAGCUAGAGUCUAACUCAUGGUUUAAUAAACAGGGUUGUAGCUUUCAAAGACUGUAUAGAUGAAAGACGGAAGGUGUGCCACUGUGACAUCAUCCACUGAUUUGCAAAGUGCUAUUGCCUACCACUUUCACCAAAGUCACAAGUACGCGGUAGAUCUUAACAUGAAAUCGAGUGAUCUAGCGUAGCUUUUUCACAUUAAUGGAGAACAUAAUUUACAAAAUAAACAUAUCGUGUUCAGUGAAACUUGAAACUACCAAUUGCGGCCAUGAACUCAUUAAAGUAUUUACUAAGGUCAAAAAGGAAAAGCAGUGAGCGCUUUCCUUUAUAAUCCUUUACAAUCACUACUCUUUCUGCCACCCCCUGCUGGCUAUUAGACCUGUCUCCAGACAUGUCUGCACUGGCUUCACUUUUCAGACUGAAGCAACAUCUUUUAUAUACAUACUUUGAGAGCAGUUUCUAUUGCUGAAUGAGAAAUAUUGAGUUGAAAAAAAUGCUACAAGCAUGUAUGUGCCUUUUUGUUUAAUCUGUAUGUAACUACAACACUUCAGUUGUCUCUUCAGUCCUAAAGUGCUGUUGUUUAAUUUAAUAAAACCAGAAACA
Molecule: messenger RNA, 3185 nt
Organism: Haplochromis burtoni (Burton's mouthbrooder)
Lineage: Eukaryota; Metazoa; Chordata; Actinopteri; Cichliformes; Cichlidae
Product: deoxyribonuclease-1-like 2
Exons: 10
Coding region: 136-1560 (474 amino acids)
Biological process (GO): DNA catabolic process
Cellular component (GO): nucleus
Molecular function (GO): DNA nuclease activity
Source: RefSeq, a predicted model, not a curated record